This is a messenger RNA of Nezara viridula (southern green stink bug), 222 nucleotides long. The record is from the annotation of a GenBank genome assembly. Lineage: Eukaryota; Metazoa; Arthropoda; Insecta; Hemiptera; Pentatomidae.
AUGGAGGUUAUCGAUUCGUUUGAUAAGGUCUUUAAAUCGGCUGCAGCAAGCAUAUUUAUGAACGGUAUAAAAGUUGUUGAUGGAACAAGAUUUCUCCUAAAGAGGAAAAUAACCACACAUAAGAAAAGGGGACGCGAACUUAGGGUAGAGCGGGUGGUGAGGGGGAGGAGGAGAGAGAAAAAAUGGAUACAGGAGAUUGGACGACCCUCGCUGAAAAAGUGA